AACGUGACAUGAGAAAAAGUGUGUGCGUGAGUUUGUGUGGGUGAGGAGAAAUAAAAUCAAUAUUUAUUAUCAAUACACCUUGUCUAUCCUUUACAUCACGAUUUCAAUUUGGCACUGGGGACAUUUAACAGAAAAUCUCGUGAUAAAUUAAUCGUAGAAAUGAAAGUACAUUUCUAAUUUCAAAAAUUGUGAUUUGUUAUCUAAUAUGAAGUGAGUCUGUUCUUUGUUAUCGACACGUCCAAGGAACUCCCAAAAGAUGACUGAUUCAAGUUCGUACUCAUCUUUGAUGGCGCUUGUGGACAGCCACCUGUCCAAGACCAGUGUGCAGGCAAGUGGAUCAGAGGGCAAUGAUAGUCCGUUUCCUAGAUUGCAACUGCCAAGAUUGAAAGGCCCAAAUGCGACCUUGUCGGAAACUCGCCUGACGCUUCCUUCAACGCAGCGUCUGCCACUGCCCACGUUAAGCUUGACUGAUAGCCCGAUUCAAGAAGUCCUGGCCAUGCAAGUCAGCAACAUGCUCAAAGCUAAAGAAAAGAAAAAGCAACAAGAAGAAGAGGCAGCACGACUUGCACGCGAGCGCGAAAAAUUAGCCGAAGAAAUGAGGAAACUGAAGAUGGAAGAUGAUAAAAAUGAUGAACAUAUCAUUGAUUUAGUCAAAGCUGUAAAGGAAUCGAUGACAUUUAAGAAACCAGACCAACCAGCCCCUCGGAAGAGAAAAGUAUCACUUAGCGGCAAUAGCUCUAUCGAAACAUUGUUUGAACCAAGAUUUAUUGACAGUGAAAUUAAUCCGGUAAAGGUGAAAACUCCGGAACCUUUAUUACCAUGCAAGACCGAUAUGUCAUACAUCUUGACGCAGAAAAUAAGACGAGGCAAAUGCUCAGCAUUUGGAAAAGUGCUCACGUCAAGACUGAAACCUGUAGCUGCACCGUACUUAAGAGAGACAAUACAUUCAAAGGUUGUAAGGUUUGAUUUCUCAACAAAAUCUCCAUGUGAUCUGAUAAAAGAGAAACUACGACAACCCCGGCCGUAUCCAUCGCGUACAUUUGACUUAUUGAGCAUAUUCCCAGACUUGGAGGAAGAAUUUUCGAAGUAAAAUUGUAAAUAUUUAUGAUGAAUGAAGGCUGGACAUUUAAGAUCAGUUGCACUGAUGUAUAUCCAAAAAAACUAUCAGUAUACAAUGAAUUUAAACUUAAGAUUUUAGACAGUCAGUUCUUGGAUGUAUUUAGUUUAACUCAUUAGUUUAAUUGGCUGUAAAUUAGGAUAAUAAUAAUGAUUAUUAUUGUAGUAUACAAUACUCACAAUGAAAUAUAACUAGCUAUAGAAUCAGGAAUGAUGUUGCACAAAAAUAAAUUGUCUUUACUAUAUUUAGUAAUUAGUUAGGUAAAUAAAAUUUGUAAGUUUAUAGACUAGGGUGUUAGCACGGUAAUAUUAUUAGUAUUACCGUGGUGUUAGUAUGUUAUACUAAUAUUAAUAUUGUAAUUAAUCUAUUGGUCACUGCUUCACAUACAACUGUAGUGGUUGUACUUAUUUCUGACUUACUUUCAGUUUUUAUUUAAAUUCAGUUUUCAGUAAAGUCUUGUGAAUAGACAAAAUUUUUGUUAGCGUUGUGACUCCCUAAUAAUAUUGAUCUCAUUUUUAUUUUAUUUUCUUGUAAACAUAUCAACCAUGGUGACUAACCGCACUGCACAGUUACAGUUAGGCUGAGUUGCACCAUCUUACUUUAACAAACGUAAAAAAUCUGUCAAACCUCAUAAAAAAAACACCGGUUAUUAUCAUAGUUACCGUCAAAGUAUGUUGGUGCAAUUCAGCCUUAUUCAAGGACUUAAAGACAUAUGAUGUACAAUAAUAAAAUUAUAUUAUUUGAUAAUUAAUAUAUUAUUAUUAAAUGGGAUUCAAAAUCA
Ostrinia furnacalis (Asian corn borer) is the source of this 1898-nucleotide messenger RNA. RefSeq lists its product as uncharacterized. The record is from RefSeq and is a predicted model, not a curated record. The transcript has a single exon. Bases 257 to 1090 code for a protein of 277 amino acids. Lineage: Eukaryota; Metazoa; Arthropoda; Insecta; Lepidoptera; Crambidae.